Cryptomeria japonica (Japanese cedar) is the source of this 2062-nucleotide messenger RNA. RefSeq names its product longifolene synthase. The coding region runs from base 175 to 1923 and encodes 582 amino acids. Gene Ontology annotation, biological process: gibberellin biosynthetic process. The record is from RefSeq and is a predicted model, not a curated record. The transcript is spliced from 9 exons. Gene Ontology annotation, cellular component: chloroplast. Lineage: Eukaryota; Viridiplantae; Streptophyta; Pinopsida; Cupressales; Cupressaceae. Gene Ontology annotation, molecular function: magnesium ion binding; terpene synthase activity.
AUAAUUUCAAACAACACGAGUUCAUUGAACACUAAAAACCAUGCAAAGCAUUCAAAUUCCACUCUUCGCAUUGGCAAUAUUAUAAAUAUCAGUGUUCUUGUAAAGUUGAGCACACGCAUUCAACAUUAAACUUGUAAACUUGAAAAGUUGAGAAGAUUUCACAUUUUUUCUGCGAUGUCUACUUUGAAGGGAGCCAACAUUUCUUCUGUUUCUUUCGUGGAAACACCAGAAAAAUCUUUAAAUCUGUGGAAUGAUGGGUUUGUGCAAUCUAUGCAAACAUCAUACGCGGAUUCUGAAUACCGUGAACGUGUUGAAACACUGGUUAAACAAGUCAAAAUCUUGUUAAAAGAAAUGCAAACCGGAUUUGAUGGCGAUCUAAUCGAACGGCUUGAGAUGGUUGAUGCAUUGCAUUGCCUCGGAAUAGAUCGAUAUUUUCAGGCUGAAAUAAAAGAGGCUCUUGAUUAUGUUUACCGCUUUUGGGAUGGAAGUGUGGGGAUAGGAUUAGGCUGUGAAAGCACUACAAAGGAUUUGAAUACAACUGCUUUAGGACUGAGAGUACUUCGACUAUAUCGUUAUCAUGUUUCUGCAGAUGUGUUGAAAAAUUUCAAGAACAAAAAUGGGCAGUUCAUUUCCCAUGGAGGAGAUAAUGAUAGUAAUCUGAUCGAUAUAAGAGAUGAAUACAUGAUGAGAAGUAUGAUCAAUCUUUUAAGAGCUUCAAGUUUAGCAUUUCUUGGAGAGACAGUUAUGAAGGAUGCUAAAGUGUUCAGCUCUGCUUAUCUCAAACAAUUAUUAGAAAAAUCUGAAGAUAUAAAGCAGAAAAGUUAUUUGAAAGAGGCUGAGUAUGCUCUCCUAUAUGAAUGGCCUUCUACUUUUCCUCCAUGGGAGGCCCGGAGUUAUAUAGAAAUAUAUGAACUGGACAACUCGAGGUUGAAGGACAAAAUCAUUUUAGAGUUGGUCAAAUUGGAUUUCAAUAUAUUGCAAUAUAUAUACAAGAUGGAGAUGAAGAAACUCUCGAGUUGGUGGCGAAAUUCUGGGGUCUCAAAAUUGAUUGCAGUUAGAGAGCGCUCAAUUGAAUAUUACCUGUUGGCAGUUAGUGCCAUAGAUAAUGCAGAGUUUGGUAGUAGCAGAAUAGCUUUGGCCAAAGUAGCAACUCUUGUUUCCUUAUUAGAUGAUCUUUUUGAUGAUCACUUGACCCUUGAGCAAGUUGAGCUUGUUAUUAAUGCUAUUAUUCAAGGUUGGGAUAUUUCUAUUGUACAAAAUAUUCCAAGCAAUUUUAAAAAAAUUGUGGAAUUUGUUUUCAAAACGUUACAAGAAUUGACAAGUGAGGCAACUCAAAUCCAAGGACGUGACAUGAUACAGUUCAUUACAAAAGCAUGGGUAGAUUAUGCUGAAGCUAGUUUGAAACAAGCACAAUGGAAAGAAGGUCAAUAUGUUCCAACCUAUAAGGAGUACAUAACCAUAGCUGCAACAACUGGAGCAAGUGGACUAUUAUCAUUGCACCCAAUCCUCUUAGCAUUUCCUAAUUUGGAAGAUGAUGCUAUUGAGAAAAUAUUUCUCAGUAAAUCAAGAUUCUAUGAGCUUAUAUGGUUGACGGGACGCAUAGUGGAUGAUAUUCAUGAUUUCGAGGAUGACAAGCUCCAUGGACAAACAGCCUCAGCAAUUUCUUGCUAUAUGAAGGAUCAUCAUGAAUAUUCAGAAGAAGAUGCAGUAAUUCAUAUGAACAACCAUUUUGACGAUUUGCUUACAGAAUUAACAUCGGAAUUUCUGAAUCCCGACAAAGUUCUACUUGAAUGGGAUAAAUUAUACUUCAAUCUUGGCAGAGGAGUUCAGAGCUUUUAUAUAUUUGGAGAUGGGUUUUCAUAUCAUGAUAAGGGAGUCAAGCAACGAGUAUUUAAAGUUCUUUUUGAUUUAGUUAAAGCAUAGAAUGAUAGUGUUUAUAUCAUAUGAAGGCCAAAAUAAAAGUUUACUAUAAUCAUAUUGUCAUAAAUAAUGGUCAUUAAAUCUACAUUCCUAUAGAAAGAUACUAUUCUUUAUAAAAUAGACUUUUACUCUUUGAUAAUAA